CGAAGUCCAGCUGAGAGUCUAUCUGAUGAAGUAUACAUUGUACAUAUAACGCCAACCAGAACGGAUGUCUUGUAUACAUAGAUAUACUUGAGCCCACGAGUGUAAAACAGACAACCUCCAACAUUAAUGUACUAGUCCUACGUACGCUCCUUUGUUCUACACGAGUGUGAGAUAUGCAUAAAGCGUUUUCAAGAUAAAUCAUUAGCAGUGUUUCCGUUCCUGAAUAGCUUUUGGAAGCCAAAAUCAGUCACUAAAAUCAGAAUUACUGCCACGCAAAAGGAACAGCUGGAGUGGGAACAGAGCAGAUCGGAAACCGAGCGGAAACGGUUCGGAAACAUUGAGGCUGUGAGCGUGAUCACAAGACUCAGUGUUCAUCAAGUGCUACUUCUUGCGGAUGAAGCGGGGUUUCCGGAUUCACCGAGGGGGUUUCCUGCAGCUGGCCUGUGUGGUUGUGUCAUGCUAAAUUUUGAUGAGUGGUGUUUGUGUGUUGGACAAGUCGGGUUACAUUGUGUGUGCGUGUGAGCACCAGAGUUCAAAAUCUUCGUAAAAUAAGCUUACGUCUGCAAAGUUCGUGAGGGCUACAACGAGUUGCAGCUGAGACCAUUUGUGUUGUCUGUUGCAUGCGUGCUGACACAGGCUAUAUCCCUCACGAGCCCUGUAGCUGUCGUUCACAUUGACGUUUUAUACCGGCCUGCAUGUAGGUUGGUAGCGUUUUCAAUUGUCGUGUAUAAGCUGCGAGUUACGGUGUACUGGCUAGUACACGGCCAGACAAACACUUAUAGAACGCUGUCAAGCAAAGUGGUCGCCAUGAACAAAUUUCGCAAUUUCGAGAUCGCCCUGGACUGCCCGAAUGGCUUGAUCAAGGCAGGCGAGAUUCUCAAAGGACGGUUGAUUUUCUCCCUGACUGAGUCCAUCACGCUAAAAGAAGUAACUGUGACAAUCCAUGGAAGGUCGGAGGUGAGUUUCCAGGCCGGCAAAUACACGUACUCCAAGAAGGAAAAGUACAUCAAAGAGGUCAAGACGUUGUUUCCGCUCAAUGGAUCCCAGGACUCAGAGCUUGGCCCGGGGGACCACAGCCUCGAUUUCGAGCAAUUCAUACCUCCCAACGUGCCCACGUCAUUCGAGGGCAAGUAUGGUCACGUGAGGUACUCGAUAGACGCCAAACUGGACAGGGGGAUCUGGAAACCGGCCAUUACCAAGAUACGGAAAUUCAUCGUUAAAAACGAGCUGGAUCUCAACAACGUGAGAGGCUCACAAGAGCCCAUCAGACUUGAAAGUUCCGCCGUUGAUGGCUGUUGUUUUUGGCGUCGAGGUGACGUUGAGGUGUUCGUACGUCUAGCACGGAAUGCUUAUGUCCCUGGCGAGUCGGUGUUACUGGACGUAGAUGUGCACAACUCGACGGACGGCCGGGGUCACGUCAGCGUCGACUUAGUACAGUUUACAACAUUCCACACCAGGUCCGGGUCAAAACGCUGGCGUCACACGAUCUACACCCGCCCCCGUACGUCCUUUGCCCCGGGGGAGACGCUGGAGCUGUCUCAGGAACCUAUCCCCGUCCCUCCCCUCCCACCCUCGGGGCUGCCUGGAUGUAAACUAGUCGACAUCAUCUAUACUCUUAGGGUAAAAGUCAAAGUGAAAGGCUUGGAAUGUAAGAUUCCGAUAAAUCUAACCAUCGGCACGAUACCUCUCAGGUCCGUCUUCGGUGGACCCAUUCUCACUCCUCCGCCCUACCAACAGGAUCCUGAGCCGUUUUCGUUGCUAUGGAACCAACCGGCGUCACCGUCUACAUCAUCGACGUCACCAUCACCAUGGGAACCACCGGUGACACCAUGGGAUCUGCCUCCAUCACCCCCUGGAUACACGCCUGUGACCAGUCCAGGACCUCUUGCAAUAGAACCACCAUCAUAUGAGGAAAGUCAACGGAGGAGUAACGCCGGGACAUUCAGUUUUGAUCUUUGACCUUUACCUCAGAGCGGGAGAAAUAAUAUCAGCAACCUUGGAAGAAAGUUUUUUUCAUUUGAAACUGUUGGACAGUGUUUCGGAAUAGGAACAAGGGAUUUUCGAUUUUUUCCCUCAGGACCUGGCUGUUUCUCGAUGAAAGUGAAAGAAAUACAACCCCCAAGUUUGGACUGACUCUAUGGAUCACAUGAAUCUCCGUGACUAGAGACUUGGUAUAUCUGCAGAGAAGUUUGGUAUAUGUCACUAGUACGUGAAAGUACGAGUCUUUUGUGCCUUCCAUAACUCGUCUCUUAAUGUGGCCUUUACCCACACAUACCAGCCCAGCUCCGGAAUUGUAACGCCCCUCGUCGUCUUUGAUAAUCACAUCAAAUCACGGACUCCCCCGAAAGGGGCAGUGAUUAAUUCACAGUUUCAAUGUUAAACUGUGUUAAUGAGAUUAAUUAGUUUGUGUCAGUGCAUGAAAGAGAUAGCAUCUCCUGGGACAUCGUUAUUCCAUGGAAAGAAACGUUUCGUUUUCUCUUUUGUUUUUAUGCUGGUCUGCAUGGUGGCAAUGAUAGAUAGAGGUGUUGACUGUACAGCAUUGCGGUGUCACUGCAAAGGGUAUAAACAUAACUAUCUAACUAUUGCUGAAAUGCCCCC
Messenger RNA from Liolophura sinensis, 2598 nucleotides. Its product is annotated as arrestin domain-containing protein 2-like. The record is from RefSeq and is a predicted model, not a curated record. The transcript is spliced from 7 exons. Bases 808 to 1959 code for a protein of 383 amino acids. NCBI's taxonomy places the organism in Eukaryota, Metazoa, Mollusca, Polyplacophora, Chitonida, Chitonidae. Gene Ontology annotation, cellular component: cytoplasm. Gene Ontology annotation, biological process: protein transport.